This is a messenger RNA of Blastomyces gilchristii SLH14081, 213 nucleotides long. RefSeq lists its product as uncharacterized. The coding region runs from base 1 to 213 and encodes 70 amino acids. The transcript has a single exon. Lineage: Eukaryota; Fungi; Ascomycota; Eurotiomycetes; Onygenales; Ajellomycetaceae. The record is from RefSeq and is a predicted model, not a curated record.
AUGGCAGUGAGAGAGAUAGGAAAUGAACUGAACACAGACACACUGAUCAGUAGAAGGGAUGACAUCUCACUGCAAGAUACAGCAACUACUGUCACAGCUGCAAGAGAAGUAGAAGAAGGUGUGACAAUGAGAGCAGUGCUUCUGCAGCUCAUUAACAUUACUACCUUCAAUCUGGCUUUCUUGACAGUCACGGAGGCUGCAGCUGCAUCAUGA